Molecule: messenger RNA, 755 nt
Organism: Prunus persica (peach)
Lineage: Eukaryota; Viridiplantae; Streptophyta; Magnoliopsida; Rosales; Rosaceae
Exons: 3
Coding region: 112-384 (90 amino acids)
Source: RefSeq, a predicted model, not a curated record
CGAAGCAGUAGUUGAAAUUUAGCUCAGUAUCCGUCACUGUGUGUCUGCGAUGGGGGUUUUGCAGAGGUUUUAGGGUUUGGAAACGAAACACAGAGACUGAGAGAAAAGAAAAUGUCAGCUUCGAUCGCUGGAAGAUCGACAAUCCUGCGUGCGUUUUGCAGAGCCACGACAACAAGAAGAGCAAGAAUUUCAGCAACGCCAUGCCCUUCGAUUCAGUCCAAUUUCAUGCCUCGUCGCUCUCCUUCUUCAAGGCUGUUGCGACGAGAAUUGAGCUCUCUUCAACCCCUCCACAGCGCCAUUGCUUCUGCUUGCCUUAUCUCCAAGCUCCCUGCCCUAGCCACCUCCUCCGAAGGUAGAUUUGUGAAUUAUCUCAGUCCUAUCUAGGAGUGAAUACUAGCAGAGAUCCAGAGUUCUUCCUUUGCUCUUGAAUUUGCUGAUAAGUUUCUUUCGGAAGUCAGAAUGCUUGUCUUUAAUGUUAACUGCUGAAACAUGUUUGUUUUGAAUUAAAUAGCAAUCUUUGGCAUCUCAUGAAAUACUUCUACGUUGUUACAUGAUUAGUUCAAUUUAACAGUCAUGAGUGAGAUGAUGUAAUUUCACAUUAAAUAAUUUGUAGUAAUGUCAUGUUAGUUCAAUUUCACAUGACAUCUCCUGAAAUCUUCAACUUUGAAGACAUGUCACAUUGGAUAUUUGUAUCGAAGUAGUGAAUAAAAGAUGAGAUCAGAUGCGUGACAAUGGACAGUUUCUUUUUGGGAAAA